GAGCUCUGUGAUUGGACAGAACCUACGUUUCAAACCAAGACGUAGCUCGCUGAUUGGUUGUUACUCUGAACGGACCGCGCUAACGCCGGAGUGGGCAUCAUUGUGUUUUCCCUCCGUUUCGUGCGAAAAGAGAAGAAGCUCAUCUGGCGACAUGGCAGGAGGAAAAGCUGGAAAGGACAGUGGAAAAGCCAAGACAAAAGCAGUCUCCAGAUCACAAAGAGCUGGUCUGCAGUUCCCUGUAGGUCGUAUCCACAGGCACCUGAAGACCCGAACUACGAGCCACGGCCGUGUCGGAGCUACGGCUGCGGUGUACAGCGCCGCUAUCUUGGAGUACCUGACUGCUGAGGUUUUGGAGUUGGCUGGUAAUGCCUCCAAGGAUCUGAAGGUGAAGCGUAUCACACCAAGGCAUUUACAGCUGGCCAUCCGUGGUGAUGAGGAGUUGGACUCACUUAUCAAAGCUACUAUUGCUGGUGGAGGUGUGAUUCCACACAUCCACAAGUCACUGAUUGGAAAGAAGGGCCAGCAGAAAACCGUAUAAAAUGUAUUGAUGUUCGAUUCUGUCUUUGUAUAGAAAUCGGCAUUGAGAGAGCAGUUGCUUUUGUUACGUUUCCCCAUUUGUUUGGUUAUGUUUGGUAAGCGUAGAUUAACACAACAAUGAUUAGAGUUUGACGUACUAUAUUCAUGAUAAUUAAUGGGGGAGGGGGUGUUAAAUGUUGUGGGGUAAGGAAAUGUGAUCAUGGUUUUUGUGUUUAGUUGGGUUAAGGAAUGGUUUUUGUGAGGUCUGGGCUUCAUUAUUGGCUUUUAAAAAUCUGUUUUAUACAUUAAAAAGAUGGGGUUUUUUUUCUAAAUGUUUUGCCUUUUGUGAUUUUCAUUUAACGCGUGUUCCUUAGAAACUCCUCAAAUUAGAUUUACGCUCCGCUAAUCGCUGCAGGAGAUCUAUUAAAAUGAAUCCUGAUAGUCAUUCUUGGAUCUGACAUAAGAGAUUGUGAAUAAAAUUUAUAGAAAACGUU
Molecule: messenger RNA, 1010 nt
Organism: Cyprinus carpio (common carp)
Lineage: Eukaryota; Metazoa; Chordata; Actinopteri; Cypriniformes; Cyprinidae
Product: histone H2A.Z
Cellular component (GO): nucleosome
Molecular function (GO): DNA binding; structural constituent of chromatin; protein heterodimerization activity
Source: RefSeq, a predicted model, not a curated record